AUCUUAUAAAUAGCACCAGGCUCAUCCCGGUUAAUGCAAGAGGAUAUUUUAGGUGUUUUCCAACGUGUAAAUUCAACAGACUGGUGUUUUCAUCGAAUAAUUUAAAAAAAUGGCACAUUUCGAGCAGUUUCACUGUGACUUUUACCAGUCCAAUUACAACAUAGAUGAUCAGGAAGAUUACAGCACUUGUGACUCUAGUGAAAACCUGAGUGGAAAUAGAAAGAGCCAGACAGGACACAGACCUCUGGCUGGUGCUUUUGUCCCCUCAGAAAUGCUGUUGCCAUCUCAGAGUUACACAGGUCAGAUUUUACAGCCAACAGUUCUAUACAGUUCCAACACUCUCUCUCACCUUAGCUACACUGAUGGUUUUGAUGAGGAACCUCCUUUGCUAGAAGAACUUGGGAUAAAUUUUGAGCACAUAUGGCAAAAAACUUUAACAGUUCUAAAUCCAAUGAAACCUGCAGAUGGCAGCAUUAUGAACGAGACGGACCUCACUGGACCUGUGGUUUUCUGUUUGGCCCUUGGGGCAACGUUGCUGCUGGCAGGAAAAGUUCACUUUGGCUAUGUGUAUGGAGUGAGUGUCACUGGGUGCCUUGCUAUGCAUGCCCUGCUGAACCUGAUGAGCAUCCCAGGAGUCUCACAUGGCUGUGUUGCAAGUGUUUUGGGCUACUGCCUGCUGCCCAUGGUGAUCCUGUCCUCUUCUGCAGCCAUCUUCUCACUACAUGGGAUCCUGGGAACUUUGUUAGCUCUGUUUGUUAUUGGAUGGUGCAGUUUGUCAGCCUCCAAAAUUUUUACCUCUGCCUUGGCCAUGGAAGGACAGCAGCUCCUUAUUGCGUACCCAUGUGCUUUGCUGUAUGGACUCUUUGCACUUCUGGCGGUUUUCUGAAACAUAUUUCCCGGUAGCCUUAUUACAGUCUGUUUAUGUUUGUUGGAGGGAUUGGGGGUUAUUUACUCAUUUUUAGAUUGUGCAGAAUUGCAUUAAGUUCCAUUAACAAAAUUAGAUUAUACAACUUACCUUUUAUUUGCUUAAUGGCAGAUAAUAAAAUAAAGGAAACUAACAGGCAGAUGAUUGCAUUGCUGAUGUUUUGAGAAUCUUGCAGCUUAGAGAAAAGAGGUUUGUAUGGAGAAGAUAGUAAAAAUAGUAAAAAAGAAAUAAAUGACAAUUAAAAACAAAUCUUGCCUUUUGAGUGAUUAUAAUAUAUAUAGUAUAUACACUAGAGAGUAACUGGAAAGCAAUAACACAAAUAUUUAAUAGAUCUAGUGAUUCUAGUGAAAAUGCACAUUUGUUUCAGAAAAAAAGCUUAUUAUUUGAUUACUAAUAACACAGAAUUUAUGCGUUUUUUUCAGUUAUUUUUUAUAUUUAAUAGAGGAUUUAAUGGCUCUGCUUUGUGAUGUGGAAUGAUUGUCCAAGUAAAAGGAAGAACAAGUUGCUACAACAGAGGGAGGAAACUAGAAAUGUCAUCUUGUUUUAUUUUUAAGAGGUUUUGCUGUCCAAAAUCCUAUUGUACUGUUUGUAAUGUACAGUACUGUUAGGUUUUAAAAUUGCCACUAAACCACUACCUGCUGUCACUGCAGAAAAGCACCACACAAAGCAAAUGCAGCUCCUAAAAAUGUCUCCUGAAAGGCACAACUGUAUUUAAGCAAGCAAAAUAAAACCUCCACAAUUUUAUCUGCUCCCCCCACACCCCACAAUCCAUUUGCUGCUUUUAGUCUUAUAGGAAUCUAACAUUUUUAUAACAGCAGUGAAGCACAGAAUGCACAAGAUGACAUUCCAAUACAUAAUAUUAGAAGUAUCGAGCCAUCAACAGAAAAUAAGAUGUGUGUGUAGUCAUAACAAGAGUAAAAUCCAGUAGGCAGUGCUAGAGAAAACACAUGUAGCUGUAGAAACAGCUAGGGAAAAGAAAUAUGAAAUAAAGGAAAAUGUGAAGGAAACAAAUGGCUGCAGAUUAUUUCAUCAGUGUUCCAGGGUGUCUUCCCUCAUGAUGAAUGUUUUUAUUAUUUUAAUUAUUCUCCAAUUUAUUCAUCAUUUGAACUGUUGAGUGAAGUGCCUGAAAAAUAUUUCUCUCACUAAACAGAGGACAAAUGAUUCUGGUACUGAAAAACCAGAAGUGCAAAAAAAAUGUAGAAGCAUAACAUGGAGAAACUGCCCAGCAAUAUGUGAAAAGAACUGUCUUCUUAAUCCUUUUCAUCCUUUUCAGGAAAAAAGUAAGUUAGAUGAUCAGUUUGUUCUCAUGCUAGUGAUUCUGUUUCUGAAUUGAAAGAGCCAUUGAUAAAAAUAUUUCCCAUUGCUCACAUAUUUGUUUUCAAGAGCACUUCAGAAAACCUUUUUGGAAUUCACUGUACUGAACUUCUGUGGACAGAAUUCGUAGUUAGUAGACUUGAGAAGUAAACAAAAGUCAAUGUAUAUUUAUCCAGUCCUUAAAAAUCACAGCUCAUUUAUAGAAAAGGACUUGUUGUAUUUAUACAUUUCCUUCUUGGAAGGCUGUGAGCACAAGUAAGGAGAGGCUGAAGGUAUAAUCCUGAUGCAAACUAUGGAUAUUACUACACAGAGUCUCAUUGCGUGUAAGUGGGAACUUUGUGAAUGUGGAAGAUCAGCAUUUGUGAGCAUGACAGAUUUGGCCCUGCUGCAUUAAGGAGUAAAUUUGCCACUAAUGAGAUGCAGAUAAACACACUGUGUGACUCCAGGGUAUGGUUAUAAAAUCAGGCAGUUUGAUUUACCGUGCACUAAUACCAUUCUCAUCUCUGAAUAGGGAAAGAUUCAUAUGAUUUGGUGUGCAGAUAAGACUGUUUAGAAAAAUUUAGAUCCAUUUUUGUUCCACACUUUCUAUUGUCAUCCACACUAACUAGAACAAGUAUGAAAUACCACUGUUCCAUAGUACUUUAUAUUCAUUUUCUUCCUAAUAUGAAUGAUAUGAAUGGCAGGAGAACUAGUGAAUAGAACCAUCAUUUUGUGUUUUGAUGUCGGAGACAAGUCACAUUACUUAUGGACAAAAUAAACACCUUGAAUAUUUCCCACUAUAUUUACAAAGCAAACACAAGUCUAAUUACUGCUUUAUGUUUAUUCUCUCAGGAUUUAUAACUUUUUUUCAUUCCCACACCUGCUUCAUUUCAACUGAUAACUUCUUAUUUUUAAUUACUUUCCUUGCUUUACUAGUGAGCUACUCUGUUUUCCUUUUACCUGUCCCCAAAAUAUUUCCAUCAAGUGGCAUGUGUUGGUGCAAUACUCCCAGUGUAGCAUUCUUCAGGAGUCUCUAUGUUGUCUGUGAAGAUUUAAUCCUCUUAACCAUUCUCCUUCAACUUCUUUUAAACAAGACUCUUCAUUUUUACACAGUUGUCCUUUCUGAAGUUGAGAAUAAUUACAGUGCUGUUUUUGGCCCUGCUAUUCCUGUGUGAUUCCUCACGUCAAUAUUACAGUGCAUAUAAAGUAU
Molecule: messenger RNA, 3428 nt
Organism: Meleagris gallopavo (turkey)
Lineage: Eukaryota; Metazoa; Chordata; Aves; Galliformes; Phasianidae
Gene: YIPF7
Product: Yip1 domain family member 7
Biological process (GO): vesicle fusion with Golgi apparatus; endoplasmic reticulum to Golgi vesicle-mediated transport
Cellular component (GO): trans-Golgi network
Source: RefSeq, a predicted model, not a curated record